Messenger RNA from Chrysoperla carnea, 1230 nucleotides. RefSeq lists its product as uncharacterized. NCBI's taxonomy places the organism in Eukaryota, Metazoa, Arthropoda, Insecta, Neuroptera, Chrysopidae. The record is from RefSeq and is a predicted model, not a curated record.
AUGCGCCAUUUGUCAAGUCAAUCACCUUGCAUUCCACAUGGAAUGCCCCGUUUUCCUGAAAAAACUCCAAUUAAAAAAUCCCAACGUGACAAUUACGGUGAUGCAGCUGUUGGGUAUGUUGAACUCAAAAGACAAGGCGAUAACUGUUUAGUGCGAGGGCGGAUUUGUCCAGAACAUCGAGUACGGAAUACACCGUAUCAUGUGGAGCUCAAAGUGAAUGAGAAAAAAGAAGAAGUAGUCGAAGUCUCUUGUAAAGAUUGCGCAGCGUCUGCCGGAGGUUGUAAGCAUUUGAUGUGGCUUCAUCGACGAAGCGAAGAACCGGAGCCAACAGCCGUUCAAUGCUAUUGGAAGAAACCGGUGCUAGCUCAAGUCGGAUCAAACAUCCCAUUUUUAACUGCAAAAAUGAUGAAAAAGCCAGAAAAAGAUUACGACUUCUUGAACACUGACGAUUUUUUUUGAGGCGUUAUUGCAGAACUUUCUAAGAGACAGUGCAAUACUCAAAUAUCUCGGCAUUGCUUUCUUCUGAAUUCAGAGUCCGAUAAAGAUUACUCGUUGCAUAAACUGAUGAUAGAUUUUGUCGAAGCUGGAGGGAGUUCUGCGGAAAACUUUGUAUUAUUUGCGAAAAGUCAGAUGUCUGCUGAUGAAUGUAAUAGAAUAAGUGAUAUUACAAAGGAUCAAGCUGAUUCGAAAUUGUGGGGGGAACUACGAUAUUGUAGAAUUACUGCGUCUAAAAUACAUGAAGUUGCUCAUUGUAAAACUGUAGAUGGUGUUUUAGUUGAAAGAAUUAUCGGAGUAGGGAAAAGCAUAAACACUGACGCAAUUGAACGAGGAAAAGCGUUAGAAAAAGACAUUGUUACAAAAGUAGAGAUAGAACUUGGCAUGAAAUUGAACGAAUGUGGUUUGAUUUUGGAUCCAGAGUACCCGAUCCUCGGUGCAUCACCAGAUGCAGUUGGCCCGGAUUUUGUUGUCGAGAUAAAGUGCCCGAUUUCAGAAAACACCAAGAAACAAUAUCUUACUGCAACUGGUGUUACGAAAAAGCACUUGGCACAAAUCCAACUACAAUUGUUUAUGAGAAAAGUUAAGCGAGGUUACUUUUGUGUUGCUGAACCUGAUUACGAGAUGUCAAACGACGUAACUAUAAUACCAGUUCAAUACGACGAAAAAUUUACAACUGACUUAGUACACAAAAGUAUGAAACCGCUAUUUUUCCUAAAUUGUACAAAUCUGUAA